AUGUCAGCGCAUGCCUCUUCCAAAGGGCGGUCGGGAGACGAUCUCCUAGAGAUCUUUGGAAGUGACAUAGCCGAAUCUGGAGAGUCCCCGGUGAAAGACAGAAUUAAUCUGUUUGAGAACAUGGGGCGCCCGCCCAGCAUUGAAGAGAGCGCCCGACCCAUGUCUCGAGUCAAGGGGAGUGAACCAUCGGAAAGCUCCGUUGAAGAGGAGUUGCACGUGGAAAAGAGGCAAACAUGGCAGCGCAGGCUCGCGUCCCAAACGCUACGAUCAGUGUCUCUCACAGGUCGUAGAAAGCUGCGCAAAGAACCCAAGUCAAGGAUUCCCGUCCUGAAGAAGCGCCGUCGACCAACUCCCGCCGCGGCUGGCUCACCAUCAGCUGUCUCUACCGAUUCGAAGCGAGAGUCAAGCUUCUCCUUCAAGGCGACUCUCCGAAAGAUCUCAAAAUCCAGCAAGAACUCCGAGAGCCGGCUCCCUUCCGCAACAGCCACCCCGGUCGGACCAAGGGCAACCCCCUCCAUUGAACUCCUGAACAAAACCGCCAAAAUCGCCCCUCGACCCUUCCACAGGACCCAACCAAUCCCCACCCACGAGAUCAACGGCAUGCCAACCCAAGAACCGGCAUGUAACAGCCGGCUCACAUCCCGCACUCAGCACGCAAAUGAUGGCACAAACAUAAGCACAACGGCGAGCGUGACUAGCGCCGGUGUCUCAUGGGGUCGCCGCGCCGCCGCUGUCGCGUUGGAUAUCGGGCGCCGCUUCAAGACGCAGACCCAAGCCCAGGCGCGCAAAGCCAGCUCUUCGGGGCGUUCGGGGUUGUCGUAUUCCACGCUGGUGAACACCACGCCCGUGGACGGGGAUGACCGUGGGUUUGUGGCCGGGGGCUACGGCGGGGAAUGGCUCGGCGCUGUCCCUGCUGACGAUGCGGUCGAGGAAGCGAGAUCCCGGCCCGCCACGGCGAUGUCAAUGGGCGGAGUCGCGGCGGGGUAUGACUAUGGCCGCGGCCGCGGGGGGUAGGACGCUGCUGCGCCGGUGUCGCUGCCGGUGGUGGUGGUGGGCCUGCAUGACUGCCAUUUGGUGCAUCCGCGGCCGGCGAGGGUGUUGGAUUUGGGGCGGAUUGGGGCGUUGGAUGUGCCGGUUGGG
This is a messenger RNA of Chaetomium fimeti, 1140 nucleotides long. RefSeq lists its product as uncharacterized. The record is from RefSeq and is a predicted model, not a curated record. Bases 1 to 1014 code for a protein of 337 amino acids. NCBI's taxonomy places the organism in Eukaryota, Fungi, Ascomycota, Sordariomycetes, Sordariales, Chaetomiaceae. The transcript has a single exon.